Molecule: messenger RNA, 12410 nt
Organism: Anolis carolinensis (green anole)
Lineage: Eukaryota; Metazoa; Chordata; Lepidosauria; Squamata; Anolidae
Exons: 26
Coding region: 1-12069 (4022 amino acids)
Source: RefSeq, a predicted model, not a curated record
AUGAGGCUGGACAAUGUAUCCCAGCUGAAAACAGUGUGCGGUGUCCUUGUCUUCACCACAGCAGUGAGCUAUUUCCUUGCUUCUGGAAAACCUCUAACUUCUGAUGGACUAGAUGUUUCAUCAAGCAAUGUGGUAAAAUUGCACGGAGGGGUUUGGGAACAGGAUGACAAUCCCUGGGAGACAGUUCUGGAGCCGAACAUUCUGGUGCCUACAGAAGGAUAUCACCUACAUGCCACUUCCUCAGGGUCCGGGAAAGUCAGGCGCAAGUCCAAGCGAUGUUUGAAGUGCAAAAAUAGAGUCACAAAAAGAGAAGGGUGGAAACCUGAAACUGGGGAAGGAAAGGACUUUGCCCCUGGGGAAGGAACUCUUCAAAAAGGGCAGCGUCUAAAACGAUACAGAAAGAAAAAUGUAAAGAGGAAAGGCAUACAGCCAGGACAACCGGAGGACCUAAAUUCAGGAGAAAUCGGGACAGAAAUCACUUAUUCCAGGAAACGGUCAGGAAAGGUAAGAGUUAACCUGCCAAAAAAAUCAGGACAAAGUCAUUCCUCUAGACCUGCUGAUGAAUCAAAUGUAGAUGAAACCGAAUAUGAUUAUGAGGAUCCCAAAUACAGACGUUCCUCUAGAUUGGGUAAUAAACGCCCAAAAAACCCCUUAUAUGUAAAUGAACCUGACUAUGAUUACCAGUAUCCCGAAUCCAGUUAUUCCAAUAGGCCUGGUAAGAAAGGGCAAAGAAAAGUUUCAUCUGUAGAUGAGCCAGAAUAUGAUUACCAGAACCCUGAAUCCAGUGACAACUCUAGGCCUGCUAUGAAAAGGCAGAAGAAACCCUCAAUUCUAGAUGAAAUUGAAUAUGAUGAUUACCAGGAAGAUGAAUACAAUCAUCCCUCUAGACUUGGGAGUAAGCACUCAACAAAGUUGUCAACUAAUAAAAAUAAACCUCGCAAGAAAAGCCCUAGAGUUCCCACAAACCAGGAAAAAGCUCAAUAUGAGUAUUACCCUGAUAGAUCUCAUAGGAAAAGACCAAGAGAUUCCUCUAACCAAGAUGAAUCUGAAUAUGAGGGAACGCCCGGUGUUCCCUCAGAGCAGGAAGGACAGGAAGAUGAUGGUUUCCCGGACUAUGAUGGCCCCAGAGAUCUCUCAAACCCAGAUGCAUCCGAAGAUGCGGAUUACCCUGAAUCUGAAGAAUCUGCUGGCAAAGACGCAAGAAAUCUCUCUUCAGCUGAAAUACACACAGGAAAAAAGAAACGUCUCAAGAAAAGCGGUAGAGCUCCCUCAAAGCCAGACCAACCUGAAUAUGAGGAUGAUCCUGAAAGAACUCGUAGGAAAAGCCCUAGAGAUUCCUCUAACCAAGAUGAAUCCGAAUAUGAGGAUUACCUUGACUCCGAUGAAGUUGAAGAAAAACACCCAAGCGAUCCUUUCUCAAGUAAAAAGCUAAAGCGUAAAGAAAAACCUCGCAAGAAGGGUCCCGAAGGUUCCCCAUACCCAAAUGGACCUAACAAUGAGGAUAGCUCUGACCUAGACGCACUCAAAGAUGAGGAUUACCUUGAAUCUGAAGAAUCUCCUGGGAAAGACCAAAGAGAUCCCUUUUCAACUAAAAAACGCCCAGGUAAAGAGAAACCACUCAAGAAAGGUCCCAAAGGUUACUCAGACCCAAAUAAAUUCAACAAUGAGGAUAUCUAUGACCCAGAGGCACCCAAAGAUGAGGAUUACCUUGAAUCUGAAGAAUCUCCUGAGAAAGACCAAAGAAAUCCCUCUUCGACUAAAAAACGCCCAGGUAAAGAGAAACCACUCAAGAAAGGUCCCGAAGGUUCCUCAGACCCAAAUGAACCAAACAAUGAGGAUAUCUAUGACCCAGAGGCACCCAAAGAUGAGGAUUACCUUGAAUCUGAAGAAUCUCCUGGGAAAGACCAAAGAAAUCCCUCUUUGACUAAAAAACGCCCAGGUAAAGAGAAACCACUCAAGAAAGGUCCCAAAGGUUCCUCAGACCCAAAUGAACCCAACAAUGAGGAUAUCUAUGACCCAGAGGCACCCAAAGAUGAGGAUUACCUUGAAUCUGAAGAAUCUCCUGAGAAAGACCAAAGAAAUCCCUCUUCGACUAAAAAACGCCCAGGUAAAGAGAAACCACUCAAGAAAGGUCCCGAAGGUUCCUCAGACCCAAAUGAACCAAACAAUGAGGAUAUCUAUGACCCAGAGGCACCCAAAGAUGAGGAUUACCUUGAAUCUGAAGAAUCUCCUGGGAAAGACCAAAGAAAUCCCUCUUUGACUAAAAAACGCCCAGGUAAAGAGAAACCACUCAAGAAAGGUCCCGAAGGUUCCUCAGACCCAAAUGAACCCAACAAUGAGGAUAUCUAUGACCCAGGUGCAUCUGGAGAACAAGGCCCUAAACAUCCCUCCUCAAUGAAAUACCCCAAAAAUAAAAACAAACCACGUAAGGGAGCACCCGGUGAUUUCUCAGAGCCAGAAGGACAGGAAGAUGAUAGUUUCUCUGACUCUGAUGGGCCCGGAUAUCCCUCAAACCCAGAGGCACCCAAAGAUGAGGAUUACCUUGAAUCUGAAGAAUCUCCUGAGAAAGACCAAAGAAAUCCCAGUUCGACUAAAAAACGCCCAGGUAAAGAGAAACCACUCAAGAAAGGUCCCGAAGGUUCCUCAGACCCAAAUGAACCAAACAAUGAGGAUAUCUAUGACCCAGACGCACCCGAAGAUGAGGAUUACCUUGAAUCUGAAGAAUCUCCUGAGAAAGACCAAAGAAAUCCCUCUUCGACUAAAAAACGCCCAGGUAAAGAGAAACCACUCAAGAAAGGUCCCGAAGGUUCCUCAGACCCAAAUGAACCAAACAAUGAGGAUAUCUAUGACCCAGAGGCACCCAAAGAUGAGGAUUACCUUGAAUCUGAAGAAUCUCCUGGGAAAGACCAAAGAAAUCCCUCUUUGACUAAAAAACGCCCAGGUAAAGAGAAACCACUCAAGAAAGGUCCCGAAGGUUCCUCAGACCCAAAUGAACCCAACAAUGAGGAUAUCUAUGACCCAGAGGCACCCAAAGAUGAGGAUUACCUUGAAUCUGAAGAAUCUCCUGAGAAAGACCAAAGAAAUCCCUCUUCGACUAAAAAACGCCCAGGUAAAGAGAAACCACUCAAGAAAGGUCCCGAAGGUUCCUCAGACCCAAAUGAACCAAACAAUGAGGAUAUCUAUGACCCAGAGGCACCCAAAGAUGAGGAUUACCUUGAAUCUGAAGAAUCUCCUGAGAAAGACCAAAGAAAUCCCUCUUCGACUAAAAAACGCCCAGGUAAAGAGAAACCACUCAAGAAAGGUCCCGAAGGUUCCUCAGACCCAAAUGAACCAAACAAUGAGGAUAUCUAUGACCCAGGUGCAUCUGGAGAGCAAGGCCCAAGACAUCCCUCCUCAAUGAAAUACCCCAAAAAUAAAAACAAACCACGUAAGCGAGCGCCCGGUGAUUUCUCAGAGCCAGAAGGACAGGAAGAUGAUAGUUUCUCUGACUCUGAUGGGCCCGGAUAUCCCUCAAACCCAGAGGCACCCAAAGAUGAGGAUUACCUUGAAUCUGAAGAAUCUCCUGGGAAAGACCAAAGAAAUCCCUCUUUGACUAAAAAACGCCCAGGUAAAGAGAAACCACUCAAGAAAGGUCCCGAAGGUUCCUCAGACCCAAAUGAACCCAACAAUGAGGAUAUCUAUGACCCAGAGGCACCCAAAGAUGAGGAUUACCUUGAAUCUGAAGAAUCUCCUGAGAAAGACCAAAGAAAUCCCAGUUUGACUAAAAAACGCCCAGGUAAAGAGAAACCACUCAAGAAAGGUCCCGAAGGUUCCUCAGACCCAAAUGAACCAAACAAUGAGGAUAUCUAUGACCCAGAGGCACCCAAAGAUGAGGAUUACCUUGAAUCUGAAGAAUCUCCUGGGAAAGACCAAAGAAAUCCCUCUUUGACUAAAAAACGCCCAGGUAAAGAGAAACCACUCAAGAAAGGUCCCGAAGGUUCCUCAGACCCAAAUGAACCCAACAAUGAGGAUAUCUAUGACCCAGAGGCACCCAAAGAUGAGGAUUACCUUGAAUCUGAAGAAUCUCCUGGGAAAGACCAAAGAAAUCCCUCUUUGACUAAAAAACGCCCAGGUAAAGAGAAACCACUCAAGAAAGGUCCCGAAGGUUCCUCAGACCCAAAUGAACCCAACAAUGAGGAUAUCUAUGACCCAGAGGCACUCAAAGAUGAGGAUUACCUUGAAUCUGAAGAAUCUCCUGAGAAAGACCAAAGAAAUCCCAGUUCGACUAAAAAACGCCCAGGUAAAGAGAAACCACUCAAGAAAGGUCCCGAAGGUUCCUCAGACCCAAAUGAACCCAACAAUGAGGAUAUCUAUGACCCAGAGGCACCCAAAGAUGAGGAUUACCUUGAAUCUGAAGAAUCUCCUGGGAAAGACCAAAGAAAUCCCUCUUUGACUAAAAAACGCCCAGGUAAAGAGAAACCACUCAAGAAAGGUCCCGAAGGUUCCUCAGACCCAAAUGAACCCAACAAUGAGGAUAUCUAUGACCCAGAGGCACCCAAAGAUGAGGAUUACCUUGAAUCUGAAGAAUCUCCUGAGAAAGACCAAAGAAAUCCCAGUUCGACUAAAAAACGCCCAGGUAAAGAGAAACCACUCAAGAAAGGUCCCGAAGGUUCCUCAGACCCAAAUGAACCCAACAAUGAGGAUAUCUAUGACCCAGAGGCACCCAAAGAUGAGGAUUACCUUGAAUCUGAAGAAUCUCCUGAGAAAGACCAAAGAAAUCCCAGUUCGACUAAAAAACGCCCAGGUAAAGAGAAACCACUCAAGAAAGGUCCCGAAGGUUCCUCAGACCCAAAUGAACCCAACAAUGAGGAUAUCUAUGACCCAGGUGCAUCUGGAGAGCAAGGCCCAAGACAUCCCUCCUCAAUGAAAUACCCCAAAAAUAAAAACAAACCACGUAAGGGAGCGCCCGGUGAUUUCUCAGAGCCAGAAGGACAGGAAGAUGAUAGUUUCUCUGACUCUGAUGGGCCCGGAUAUCCCUCAAACCCAGAGGCACCCAAAGAUGAGGAUUACCUUGAAUCUGAAGAAUCUCCUGGGAAAGACCAAAGAAAUCCCUCUUUGACUAAAAAACGCCCAGGUAAAGAGAAACCACUCAAGAAAGGUCCCGAAGGUUCCUCAGACCCAAAUGAACCCAACAAUGAGGAUAUCUAUGACCCAGGUGCAUCUGGAGAACAAGGCCCUAAACAUCCCUCCUCAAUGAAAUACCCCAAAAAUAAAAACAAACCACGUAAGGGAGCGCCCGGUGAUUUCUCAGAGCCAGAAGGACAGGAAGAUGAUAGUUUCUCUGACUCUGAUGGGCCCGGAUAUCCCUCAAACCCAGAGGCACCCAAAGAUGAGGAUUACCUUGAAUCUGAAGAAUCUCCUGAGAAAGACCAAAGAAAUCCCAGUUCGACUAAAAAACGCCCAGGUAAAGAGAAACCACUCAAGAAAGGUCCCGAAGGUUCCUCAGACCCAAAUGAACCCAACAAUGAGGAUAUCUAUGACCCAGGUGCAUCUGGAGAACAAGGCCCUAAACAUCCCUCCUCAAUGAAAUACCCCAAAAAUAAAAACAAACCACGUAAGGGAGCGCCCGGUGAUUUCUCAGAGCCAGAAGGACAGGAAGAUGAUAGUUUCCCUGACUCUGAUGGGCCCGGAUAUCCCUCAAACCCAGACGCACCCGAAGAUGAGGAUUACCUUGAAUCUGAAGAAUCUCCUGAGAAAGACCAAAGAAAUCCCAGUUCGACUAAAAAACGCCCAGGUAAAGAGAAACCACUCAAGAAAGGUCCCGAAGGUUCCUCAGACCCAAAUGAACCCAACAAUGAGGAUAUCUAUGACCCAGGUGCAUCUGGAGAACAAGGCCCUAAACAUCCCUCCUCAAUGAAAUACCCCAAAAAUAAAAACAAACCACGUAAGGGAGCGCCCGGUGAUUUCUCAGAGCCAGAAGGACAGGAAGAUGAUAAUUUCCCUGACUCUGAUGGGCCCGGAUAUCCCUCAAACCCAGAGGCACCCAAAGAUGAGGAUUACCUUGAAUCUGAAGAAUCUCCUGAGAAAGACCAAAGAAAUCCCAGUUCGACUAAAAAACGCCCAGGUAAAGAGAAACCACUCAAGAAAGGUCCCGAAGGUUCCUCAGACCCAAAUGAACCCAACAAUGAGGAUAUCUAUGACCCAGGUGCAUCUGGAGAACAAGGCCCUAAACAUCCCUCCUCAAUGAAAUACCCCAAAAAUAAAAACAAACCACGUAAGGGAGCGCCCGGUGAUUUCUCAGAGCCAGAAGGACAGGAAGAUGAUAGUUUCUCUGACUCUGAUGGGCCCGGAUAUCCCUCAAACCCAGAGGCACCCAAAGAUGAGGAUUACCUUGAAUCUGAAGAAUCUCCCGGGAAAGACCAAAGAAAUCCCUCUUUGACUAAAAAACGCCCAGGUAAAGAGAAACCACUCAAGAAAGGUCCCGAAGGUUCCUCAGACCCAAAUGAACCAAACAAUGAGGAUAUCUAUGACCCAGAGGCACCCAAAGAUGAGGAUUACCUUGAAUCUGAAGAAUCUCCUGAGAAAGACCAAAGAAAUCCCAGUUCGACUAAAAAACGCCCAGGUAAAGAGAAACCACUCAAGAAAGGUCCCGAAGGUUCCUCAGACCCAAAUGAACCCAACAAUGAGGAUAUCUAUUACCCAGACGCACCCAAAGAUGAGGAUUACCUUGAAUCUGAAGAAUCUCCUGGGAAAGACCAAAGAAAUCCCUCUUUGACUAAAAAACGCCCAGGUAAAGAGAAACCACUCAAGAAAGGUCCCGAAGGUUCCUCAGACCCAAAUGAACCCAACAAUGAGGAUAUCUAUGACCCAGAGGCACCCAAAGAUGAGGAUUACCUUGAAUCUGAAGAAUCUCCUGAGAAAGACCAAAGAAAUCCCAGUUCGACUAAAAAACGCCCAGGUAAAGAGAAACCACUCAAGAAAGGUCCCGAAGGUUCCUCAGACCCAAAUGAACCCAACAAUGAGGAUAUCUAUGACCCAGAGGCACCCAAAGAUGAGGAUUACCUUGAAUCUGAAGAUUCUCCUGGGAAAGACCAAAGAAAUCCCUCUUUGACUAAAAAACGCCCAGGUAAAGAGAAACCACUCAAGAAAGGUCCCGAAGGUUCCUCAGACCCAAAUGAACCCAACAAUGAGGAUAUCUAUGACCCAGAGGCACCCAAAGAUGAGGAUUACCUUGAAUCUGAAGAAUCUCCUGGGAAAGACCAAAGAAAUCCUUCUUUGACUAAAAAACGCCCAGGUAAAGAGAAACCACUCAAGAAAGGUCCCGAAGGUUCCUCAGACCCAAAUGAACCAAACAAUGAGGAUAUCUAUGACCCAGGUGCAUCUGGAGAGCAAGGCCCAAGACAUCCCUCCUCAAUGAAAUACCCCAAAAAUAAAAACAAACCACGUAAGGGAGCGCCCGGUGAUUUCUCAGAGCCAGAAGGACAGGAAGAGGAUAGUUUCCCUGACUCUGAUGGCCCCGGAUAUACCUCAAACCCAGACGCACCCAAAGAUGAGGAUUACGUUGAAAGGCCAACAGACCCCUCAUCACCUGAAGAACUGAAAGAUAAAGAUGAUUGGGACCCUCAAUCCAAAUAUCCCUCCCGAAGAUUUGUUCAGAAAAGACUAAGAGAUCACUCCUCUUCUGAACGACCAAGAGAUAAAGAUGACUGGGUCCAUGAAUCGGAAUAUUCCUUUAGAAGACCUGGUCAGAAAUUGCUAAGUGACCCCUCAUCCCCUGCAGGCCUGAAAGAUAAUGAUGACUGGAACCCUACAUCUAAAUAUCCCUUUGAAAGGUCUGGUCAGAAAGGACUAGGAGAUCCAUCAUCCCCUGAAAGUCCCAAAGAUAAAGAUGAAUUUGACCCUGAAGCUGAAUAUCCAUUUAGAAGACCUGGUCAGAAAGUACCAAGAUAUCACUCAUCCUUGAAAGGACCCAAAAUCCCUCAGUCCUAUGGGAAACCUGGGGAAGAUCCCCAAGGAGAUAUUGCUUUCCCCAAAGAAACAGGAAUAGGUGAAUUCAAAUUCCCCCUUCCCUCUGGUAAACCUGGGGAAGAUCCCCAAGGGGAUGUCUCUUUCCCCAAGGGAACAGGAAUAGGUGGUCUCAAAAUCCCUCAACUUGACCGUCUCUCUGGAAAACCUGAUGUAAAUGUUGAAGGUGAUAGCUCUUCUCCUAAGGGAACAGGAAUAGGUACUCUCAAAAUCCCUCAGUUUGGCCAUCUCUAUAGAAAACCUUAUGUAAAUGUUGACGGUGAUAGCUCUUCCCCCAAGGGAAAAGUAACAGGUGGUCUCCAAGCUGGCCAGAUCUCUGGAAAAGGAAGUCUAAAUGUACAAGGAGCUGCGUCUUCCCCUGAAGGAAGCGGAAAGAGAGGUUCCUUAUUAGGACAGUCUAUUAAUGCAGCUGGCGAGAUGAUGAAUGGUGUAGCAGGGAUGUUCUCUUCCCCCAAGGGAACUGGAACAGGUAGUCUCCAAGCUGGCCAGAUCUCUGGAAAAGGAAGUCUAAAUGGACAAGGAGCUGUGUCUUCCCCUGAAGGAAGCGGAAAGAGAGGUUCCUUACUAGGACAGUCUAUUAAUGCAGCUGGCGAGAUGAUGAAUGGUGUAGCAGGGAUGUUCUCUUCCCCCAAGGGAACUGGAACAGGUAGUCUCCAAGCUGGCCAGAUCUCUGGAAAAGGAAGUCUAAAUGGACAAGGAGCUGUGUCUUCCCCUGAAGGAAGCGGAAAGAGAGGUUCCUUACUAGGACAGUCUAUUAAUGCAGCUGGCGAGAUGAUGAAUGGUGUAGCAGGGAUGUUCUCUUCCCCCAAGGGAACUGGAACAGGUAGUCUCCAAGCUGGCCAGAUCUCUGGAAAAGGAAGUCUAAAUGGACAAGGAGCUGUGUCUUCCCCUGAAGGAAGCGGAAAGAGAGGUUCCUUACUAGGACAUUCUAUUAAUGCAGCUGGCGAGAUGAUGAAUGGUGUAGCAGGGAUGUUCUCUUCCCCCAAGGGAACUGGAACAGGUAGUCUCCAAGCUGGCCAGAUCUCUGGAAAAGGAAGUCUAAAUGGACAAGGAGCUGUGUCUUCCCCUGAAGGAAGCGGAAAGAGAGGUUCCUUACUAGGACAGUCUAUUAAUGCAGCUGGCGAGAUGAUGAAUGGUGUAGCAGGGAUGUUCUCUUCCCCCAAGGGAACUGGAACAGGUAGUCUCCAAGCUGGCCAGAUCUCUGGAAAAGGAAGUCUAAAUGGACAAGGAGCUGUGUCUUCCCCUGAAGGAAGCGGAAAGAGAGGUUCCUUACUAGGACAGUCUAUUAAUGCAGCUGGCGAGAUGAUGAAUGGUGUAGCAGGGAUGUUCUCUUCCCCCAAGGGAACUGGAACAGGUAGUCUCCAAGCUGGCCAGAUCUCUGGAAAAGGAAGUCUAAAUGGACAAGGAGCUGUGUCUUCCCCUGAAGGAAGCGGAAAGAGAGGUUCCUUACUAGGACAGUCUAUUAAUGCAGCUGGCGAGAUGAUGAAUGGUGUAGCAGGGAUGUUCUCUUCCCCCAAGGGAACUGGAACAGGUAGUCUCCAAGCUGGCCAGAUCUCUGGAAAAGGAAGUCUAAAUGGACAAGGAGCUGCGUCUUCCCCUGAAGGAAGCGGAAAGAGAGGUUCCUUACUAGGACAGUCUAUUAAUGCAGCUGGCGAGAUGAUGAAUGGUGUAGCAGGGAUGUUCUCUUCCCCCAAGGGAACUGGAACAGGUAGUCUCCAAGCUGGCCAGAUCUCUGGAAAAGGAAGUCUAAAUGGACAAGGAGCUGCGUCUUCCCCUGAAGGAAGCGGAAAGAGAGGUUCCUUACUAGGACAGUCUAUUAAUGCAGCUGGCGAGAUGAUGAAUGGUGUAGCAGGGAUGUUCUCUUCCCCCAAGGGAACUGGAACAGGUAGUCUCCAAGCUGGCCAGAUCUCUGGAAAAGGAAGUCUAAAUGGACAAGGAGCUGUGUCUUCCCCUGAAGGAAGCGGAAAGAGAGGUUCCUUACUAGGACAGUCUAUUAAUGCAGCUGGCGAGAUGAUGAAUGGUGUAGCAGGGAUGUUCUCUUCCCCCAAGGGAACUGGAACAGGUAGUCUCCAAGCUGGCCAGAUCUCUGGAAAAGGAAGUCUAAAUGGACAAGGAGCUGCGUCUUCCCCUGAAGGAAGCGGAAAGAGAGGUUCCUUACUAGGACAGUCUAUUAAUGCAGCUGGCGAGAUGAUGAAUGGUGUAGCAGGGAUGUUCUCUUCCCCCAAGGGAACUGGAACAGGUAGUCUCCAAGCUGGCCAGAUCUCUGGAAAAGGAAGUCUAAAUGGACAAGGAGCUGUGUCUUCCCCUGAAGGAAGCGGAAAGAGAGGUUCCUUACUAGGACAGUCUAUUAAUGCAGCUGGCGAGAUGAUGAAUGGUGUAGCAGGGAUGUUCUCUUCCCCCAAGGGAACUGGAACAGGUAGUCUCCAAGCUGGCCAGAUCUCUGGAAAAGGAAGUCUAAAUGGACAAGGAGCUGUGUCAUCCCCUGAAGGAAGCGGAAAGAGAGGUUCCUUACUAGGACAGGCUAUUAAUGCAGCUGGCGAGAUGAUGAAUGGUGUAGCAGGGAUGUUCUCUUCCCCCAAGGGAACUGGAACAGGUAGUCUCCAAGCUGGCCAGAUCUCUGGAAAAGGAAGUCUAAAUGGACAAGGAGCUGCGUCUUCCCCUGAAGGAAGCGGAAAGAGAGGUUCCUUACUAGGACAGUCUAUUAAUGCAGCUGGCGAGAUGAUGAAUGGUGUAGCAGGGAUGUUCUCUUCCCCCAAAGGAACUGGAACAGGUAGUCUCCAAGCUGGCCAGAUCUCUGGAAAAGGAAGUCUAAAUGGACAAGGAGCUGUGUCAUCCCCUGAAGGAAGCGGAAAGAGAGGUUCCUUACUAGGACAGUCUAUUAAUGCAGCUGGCGAGAUGAUGAAUGGUGUAGCAGGGAUGUUCUCUUCCCCCAAGGGAACUGGAACAGGUAGUCUCCAAGCAGGCCAGAUCUCUGGAAAAGGAAGUCUAAAUGGACAAGGAGCUGCGUCUUCCCCUGAAGGAAGCGGAAAGAGAGGUUCCUUACUAGGACAGUCUAUUAAUGCAGCUGGCGAGAUGAUGAAUGGUGUAGCAGGGAUGUUCUCUUCCCCCAAGGGAACUGGAACAGGUAGUCUCCAAGCUGGCCAGAUCUCUGGAAAAGGAAGUCUAAAUGGACAAGGAGCUGUGUCUUCCCCUGAAGGAAGCGGAAAGAGAGGUUCCUUACUAGGACAGUCUAUUAAUGCAGCUGGCGAGAUGAUGAAUGGUGUAGCAGGGAUGUUCUCUUCCCCCAAGGGAACUGGAACAGGUAGUCUCCAAGCUGGCCAGAUCUCUGGAAAAGGAAGUCUAAAUGGACAAGGAGCUGUGUCUUCCCCUGAAGGAAGCGGAAAGAGAGGUUCCUUACUAGGACAGUCUAUUAAUGCAGCUGGCGAGAUGAUGAAUGGUGUAGCAGGGAUGUUCUCUUCCCCCAAGGGAACUGGAACAGGUAGUCUCCAAGCUGGCCAGAUCUCUGGAAAAGGAAGUCUAAAUGGACAAGGAGCUGUGUCAUCCCCUGAAGGAAGCGGAAAGAGAGGUUCCUUACUAGGACAGUCUAUUAAUGCAGCUGGCGAGAUGAUGAAUGGUGUAGCAGGGAUGUUCUCUUCUGCAACAGGGGCAGGAAAGGGAAAUGGUUUGUUCUCUCAAUCCAGCUCUAGCUCAGGGACAAAUACGGGCAAAAUCUCAGGCAGCGUAUCUUCCAUGAGGGGCAGUCGACAAGGAAAGGCCUCAAGAGUCAGUCUCCCCAGUUUCUCACGUCGGAAGCUUCUUAGUUUGGAUCUAAAUCUCCAAAAAGGAGAAGCAGGCAUUUUGCCUGGUGCUUCCCCGAAUUCACCUGGGCUUCCUAAUGACCUUCUGGGCCCUGCAUCUUCUUCACCUGCGAGCGGCCAAGAAACUGCAAACCUCCCUCCUUCCGUCAUCGUCCGUGUCCAGAAGGGAACCAAUAACCAAGCUCUCGAGCAGCUCAAAUCAGAAGGCGGCAAGAUCCAAUUCAUCCCACUGGGACCUCCAGAAUCCUCCGGCGAUGCUCUCCUGUAACGAUAUGCAGACGCGCUGCACAUCCAAGAGAAGGCGUGAGCAGAAGAACCACGGCCACUUUGCCGGCAGGACUCUGAAUCAUGUCGAAUCGCUGCUGCUUUUUGCUUCUGACCCUGGAGCUCUUCCCCCUUCCUCCUCCACCUCCCCUUCAACCUGCAACUGAGACUAGAAAUGGCGUUUUUGGAUGCACAAUCCACCCCUGGACUCUUUCUAUCUAUCAUUGAAAGGCGGAACAGAAACGCUAUAAAUAAUUGCAGGAUCUGAUGGACAUGCUUCCCAACUGCGCUGCUGCUUUGAAUGCACAUGUCUGGCAAAAUUAAUAAAUCAUGCAUUGGAUAAAA